This is a messenger RNA of Tachysurus vachellii, 7456 nucleotides long. RefSeq names its product adenylate cyclase 9 (gene adcy9a). The transcript has 11 exons. Gene Ontology annotation, molecular function: adenylate cyclase activity. The coding region runs from base 1628 to 5905 and encodes 1425 amino acids. Lineage: Eukaryota; Metazoa; Chordata; Actinopteri; Siluriformes; Bagridae. Gene Ontology annotation, biological process: intracellular signal transduction; adenylate cyclase-activating G protein-coupled receptor signaling pathway; cyclic nucleotide biosynthetic process. The record is from RefSeq and is a predicted model, not a curated record.
GUUAUCGCUGAAACGAUUUUUAGUUAAAAUUAUGGAACAAAGGAGCUGAUAGAGAGUUUAGAGAGUUGCUUAGUAUCUGGCAACCCUGAUGAAGACGCAGUAGCAGCUCUGUGUUGUCUGGCAUUCAUGAGCAUGCCAACGAAAAAAACCCCGGACUUGCCCAGCAGCUGAAGGAGCAUAUGAGGGUUUACAAACAGAGCCUUAUAUGCACGAAUAUGUCACGUAUCUUGAUGGCAUUCUGCAAAGGAAGAAACGCGGUUAUGAAGAACGAUACUGGUUUGAUUUUAUGCUUUUUUUUGGUGCCGCGUUGAAGUGAAACUACGGGCCUGAGGAAAACUUUCCAUCCUACAGCGCGGACACGUUAUUAUUGAACAUGGCUUUGACGUCUGGCUUCGUCAUGUUUUUUCUUCACUCAAAAAAAAGUCUAACGGGCUUAAAUUCGAGCGAGGCUCGUUAACCGAGAAGAGCAGAGGGCGGAAAGACAACGCUGUUGCAUUAGUUAGGAGCGUAAAAAUAAGUUUGUCGGUGUGUUUGGGUCGGUGUCGUGUAGGCUAACGCGCUUCAGUUUACCUCAGUAUUUUUGUCGCGUGCCAGAUGUGCGCGAGACCGCGAUUAGCCUACAUGCUAAACCAACUGUCGUUUUUUUCUCUUUAAACCGUCGUCUGACUUAUUAUUAUUAUUUUUUUAAUAACACGUCGGUUUUGUUGAAUUUUUUAUUUUCUUUGUCUUCCAGUCCAGUUUAAGAGAGGGUCUUGAGGAUUAUUAUUAUUAUUAUUAUUUUUUUAUUUAUUUAUUUGUUUUUGGGUUUUUUUUAGAAAGCGGGAAUAUUAACGGCUGAUACACGGAGUGUGAGUUCAGGAAAGGACGCGGCUCCUGGGUGGGAAACAAGGCCCCUCUGCCUUCAACCCCAACAGCUAUGGCUAAAACAGUCUCAGCCUUGGAUACCAGAGAAACAGGCAGUCAGAAAUGCCUCCAUGUUCAGCUUGUGCUCGGCAUUUUACUGCGCUGUUCUGUUUAAAACCCCCCCGUCACCACGGAGACGUGAUACGUGAUCAGCAAUGCAACAAAUUACAACCUAUUUUAUAUCCAAACUGGGAUAAACGUUAAAUAUGAGAAAGGACAUGAAUUUUACGGCGUUUCACACGGAAAGUGGAACGUGAAAUUCCGAUAUACGUUGACCGGAAUACACUGACAACCGGAUUAAAUAAGAAAGGACACGUAUGGACAUUUUGAUCGUAUGGAUUUAACACACGGACGAUGUGUUUUGAUGCGAAGGCCAGAGUGGAUUCACGGCGCUCGAGCUUUGCGGAGGAAAAGUGCACGCGAAGUGUCUCAGCGCCACCGAGCCUGAUGGGAUCCGAGUGCUGACGUCAUCCACGCUUGGAUAAUGGACUGCUCAAGAGUCUGAGACGGUCCAUCACACACACACACACACACACACGAGACAGAGAGAGAACGAGCACGAGCACGGAAAGACGUCUGUGCUCUCUGGCUGAAUUUGCUCAGAUAAUUUUGGAUCUGUUUUCCUUUUCAUCGUCAUUAGAGCCCCUUUCCCACCCACCUUCUCUUUCGUUUUUUCUUUUUUUUUUGGAUUAUGUGACAGCAUUGUCAGCGAGCACUUGUUGUCAUGGCAUCCCCACAACAGCAGCAUCAGCAGCAGCGGUCAGUGAAAAAUACAGAGGUUAGUUGUGACAGCGGAGGAGGAGGUGUGAAUGUCCACAUUAGCAACGCUCACUUGCAGAAGCGGGUUUCCGUGGAACAAGAGCCUUCGAGCUGGGGCGAAAGCAUUAGCGAGCAGGGCCCGACAGGAAGUGCCAAGCCCUCCAAAUACAGCAUCUCGUCCAGCUGCAGCUCGGGUGAGUCUGGGAUACGCAGGACGGUGAUGAGCAGCCUGCGUGGCCAACGGACGGUUCCGCAGCUCUUUGAGAGGUCAGCGGCGCAGUGCUGGGACCCCAAGUUUGACUCCGCAACACUAGAGGAGGCUUGCAGGGAGCGGUGCUUCCCACAAACGCAGCGACGCUUCCGAUAUGUGCUUUUUUACUUGGCCAUAGUUGCACUGCUCUGGGGCUUGUACUUUGGAGUCAACGGUUCCAGAUGCGAGGCUGCUAGCUUCUUGCUUCCAACAGCAACCUUCUUCAUCCUGUGUCUCCUCCUCUUCCUGUUCACCUUCUCACGGCCCUACACGUGGCUCUAUAACCAGGCCUCCCUGCUUCUCAUUGUCAUCACCAUUUGUAUCACUCUGGCACCGCAAAUGCAGGCUUCUGGUUUCGCUCACUUUGAGUGGCAGAGAGGAGACAAUCGGACGCUACCUGAGCAUUCUCGGGUAGCUCCAUGUAUCUCUCCUGUAGGGACAUUUUCUCUGUGCAUGGAAGUGCUGCUGUUGCUCUACAGCAUGCUCCAUCUGCGCCUUUAUGCCUCAGUGCUACUAGGGCUCCUGUACUCUGUACUCUUUGAGAUGCUUGGGUGGCUACACCUGGCCCAGGUGGAUAGUCAAGACAUGGGAAAGUGGUCUGACGGUGAAGCUCAGAGGUCGAGCAGAGAGGCGUCAUUGCUGUGGUUAGCACCUGGAAAAGUACUUCUUCACCUGUGUGCUCAUGCAAUUGGCAUACAUCUAUUCAUCAUGUCAGAGGUGCGUUCACGGAGCACCUUCCUGAAAGUGGGACAGGCUAUCAUGCAUGGGAAGGAGCUGGAGGUGGAGAAGGCACUGAAGGAGCGCAUGAUCCACUCUGUCAUGCCAAGCCGGGUGGCCGAUGAGCUGCUGAAGCAGGGUGAUGAGGAAAGCGAGAGCUCCGGCAAACGAUACAGUGCCGGGACUUGCUCGGCCUCGGUGUCUGGUGCCGGUGCCUCGUCCUCCAGCCCCAAGAGUAACAAGCGCAAGAAGACUUCAAUCCCGCGUGGCCAGAUCAUCUUCCGGCCCUUCAACAUGAAGCGUAUGGAGCCUGUUAGUAUCCUUUUCGCUGACAUUGUGGGCUUCACGAAGAUGAGUGCAAACAAAUCUGCGCCUGCCCUGGUGGGUUUGCUGAACGAUCUGUUUGGUCGUUUUGACCGGCUUUGUGAGCUGACUUGCUGCGAGAAGAUCAGCACGCUGGGAGACUGCUAUUACUGUGUGGCAGGAUGCCCUGAGCCACGCGAGGACCAUGCCUACUGCUGUGUGGAGAUGGGACUCGGUAUGAUCCAGGCCAUUGAACAAUUUUGCCAGGAGACGACAGAGACGGUGGACAUGCGUGUAGGGGUGCACACGGGCACCGUUCUCUGUGGCAUCCUGGGAAUGAAGCGCUUUAAAUUUGAUGUCUGGUCCAAUGAUGUUAACCUGGCUAACCUCAUGGAGCAGCUUGGUGUGGCUGGAAAGGUUCACCUGUCCGAGGUUACGGCAAGGUUUCUCGACGACCGCUACGAGAGAGAGGAUGGCAGAGUGACGGAACGUGCCGGACAGAGCGUCACCGAUCAAAUGAAAGGCUUAAAGACAUAUCUAAUCUCUGGGAAGAAGAUGGGUUCACAAUGCGGCUGUUCUCAGAACAGUCUGGGACGAGACUACACUGAAACUCCAAGACCCUCCCCCCACACACACACUUCUGAACUCUCACACACUGCUAUGGCUGACCACAGCAAGACUCCCUUCGUGUCAUGUACCGUAGUAGUGGAGAGUGCUGGGAAUUUACUGACUGAUGAGACAACUCAAAAUGGCUGCCAGGAUGAAUACAAAGCCAACAGCAGCAAGUUCCCAAAAGCAGUGAACGGACUUCUCAGCCCGCUGUGCGAGGAGGCUGUCCGAGCGAGCCAGGCAUCCCUUUGUGAGAUGCUCCAGAAAGAGAGGAGUCUUGGGACGGGGUCAACAGGAGGAGCUGGGACCGGAGGGGGUGGAGCCAUGGACCACUCAGCUUUAAUUCCGCUCCGCAGCAAAGGGUUCAGAGAGAAGAGCGACGUGCACUUUGUGGAAGUCAUUAAGGAGGACAGCUUGAUGAAGGAUUAUUUCUUUAAGCCGCCAAUCAACAAACUGAGUCUGAACUUCCUAGAGAAAUCCUUGGAGUCUGCCUAUCGUAAAAACUACCAGCAGGAGGUGAUAAGCCACACCCCUGUACAGACGUUUGCCAGUCCAGUGUUUAGCUCUCUGCUGGACGUGUUACUGUCAUGUGCUGUCUUCUUCGCCCUCACUCUCGCCUGCUUCCUGUACUCGAUGGUUACCAUGGAGAUGCCUCUUGCCACCACGAUUGGCCUGGCGGUGACCGCUGCUGUGCUCGAGCUUGGUUCUCUCAUUUUGUCCAUUCGUAUGACCUUUUACCUGGACAAUGUUUUAAGCUGUACUCAGUCACUUCUGAAGCUUGUGUCAGGCUGGGUGCCCCGUCAUGUGGUCGGUGCUGUACUGGUGUCACUUCCUGCCAUCUCAGUUUUCUCACACUUGGCCUGUAGCCUCCACCUGCCCAUUCAGGUAACGAUGUUCCUGUGCAGUGCCAUCAUCAUUUCCAUUAUCCAAUACUGCAAUUUCUGCCAGCUGAGUUUCUGGAUGCGCUCGGUUCUGGCCACUGCCACUGGAGUGUCUCUGCUAGCUGUACUCUACAGUGCUCUCAACAGGCCAAUCACCAGCAUUGGCUUUCCAGUUACAGGGAACUUGAGUAACAACAGUUUUGACACGAGUUGGACAAGUAAAUUGAAUCCUACAGCUCUAGAACUCUUGGUUCCAGAGGCGCUCUUGUCGUUCUUCCUCCUGCUUCUCCUUGUGUGGUUCCUCAAUCGUGAGUUUGAAGUCAGUUACCGCCUGCACUACCAUGGCAACGUUGAGGCUGACAAGCACCGCAUAAAGAUCCAGAACAUGCGCGACCAGGCCGACUGGCUGCUGCGCAACAUCAUCCCCAUCCACGUGGCCGAACAGCUGAAAGUAACACAGAGCUACUCCAAGGACCACGAUAACGUUGGUGUGAUCUUUGCAAGCAUUGUGAAUUUCAGUGAGUUCUAUGAGGAGAGCUUUGAGGGUGGUAAAGAGUGUUACCGUGUGCUGAACGAGCUCAUCGGUGACUUUGAUGAGUUGCUGCGUAAACAGGCAUUCUCCAGCGUGGAGAAGAUCAAGACCAUCGGUGCGACCUACAUGGCAGCGUCCGGGCUUAAUGGACGGCAGUGUCGCAAUCAGAUGCAUCCACACGCUCACCUACGUGCCCUUUUUGAAUUUGCGCUGGAGAUGAUGCGCGUAGUGGAUGACUUCAACAAAAACAUGCUCGGCUUCCAGUUCAAGCUGCGCAUUGGCUUUAAUCAUGGAGCGUUGACUGCCGGCGUCAUUGGCACCACCAAGCUGCUAUACGACAUUUGGGGCGACACAGUGAACAUUGCCAGCCGAAUGGACAGUACUGGUGUUGAGUGCCGAAUUCAGGUGAGUGAAGAGAGCCAUGCCGUGCUUAGUGCAAUGGAGUACACCUUUGAUUACCGUGGCACAGUUAAUGUCAAAGGGAAGGGGCAGAUGAGGACCUAUCUGUACCCCAAACUUAACGAGAGCGGGCCCAAACAAUCCUCAGAGCCCAUGAGCAAGGAAGAGAAUACCAACAAAUUGCCCAACAAGGCACUCAUCAUUGCACCCAAUUCAACACCCACAUCAUCAUCUGUGGCCAAUCACAGUUGUUCCUCUUCUUUCCUUGGUGCCUGUCAUAACAGCUGCGGGGUGUCACAGGGACCUAGUGUAGGCCCGUCUAAAUUGUCUGAAGAAUGGCACAAAGACACUUUCAGAGACCAUUUGCUCACAGGCAAGUCUUCGGAGAGUUCUCCUCCUGCACCAACAUUUGGUGGCACACAGCCACCAUCAAUAGCACAUAUUAGCACUCCGCUAGCCAGACGAGAUACACCUUUACAAGUUGAGGAAGAGGUGGAGGAAGAAGAAGAGGCAAAUGAAUGCUCAAGGCUCCGAGUGGGAGAGAGGCUUUAAUCUGCCCCUGACGCUGCUGAUCUUCACUGUCUAUCUGCCUCAUUUCUUUGUUUUUUGGGGCAUGAGGGUAUAUAUUUCACUGAGGUUCACCUCCUGAGGUGCCUUAAUAAUCAACAUUAGAUGUAAGAGACCAAGCUGUAUGAGCUUCUGCUUAAAGAACUCUAUAACAUAAAGGUUAUAGUGAGGAAGGUUUUUAUAGGGGGCGAUUCUGUGUGGAUCACAGUCUGGCACAAAAUGAAAGACAAGAAAAAGUUUAGCGGCGGGUUUUUACGUUUCAGAGGUUCUUAUUCUUUCAGUGGCGUGCUUUUUUUUGUUUGUUAAAGUGCCUUUGGUAAAGAUAAAUACGCGCACAUGAUCAGAUGCCGUGAACAAAUAAGAGAUGAUGGAACAAUGCUAGCAUGCCGUUUUUAAAGACUUUAAAUGACAACGGACAAUUCUGUGGUUUUUCGAUUUAUUUUCCUAAUACAGUUUUGUUAAUAUAUUUCAGUUAUUUUUUUGCUGUUUCUUAAUUUCAGAAUAUUGACAUGUGAGCUUAAGGAUAAAAAAGUGCCAGUGGCCAGAAAAUAAGCAAAAGUGUUGAAUCAUAGAUCAGGGGAAUUUUAUUAGGUUAGAUCGUUGCUCUUUCUUUUACAAAAGGUUGUAUGGAGUGUAAAAUUUCAAACUCUUAUUUUUUUGUUGCUAGGAGCAAGUCAGCACAGCUGUUGAACCAAGAUUUGCAGAAUGCACAUGAAACAAAUUUUAGGUGUUGAGGUUACUGUCUUCUGUCUAAUAAUAAUCAUAGGGAUGCUGAUGGAUAGAGUUUGUGGGUUACAGCUCUGUUCAUAGGGCCUGUGCUAGUGUUGAGAUAAUAGUAAGGGAAUAUAAGUAUCGCACAAUGCAACAGUACCUGAAAUGCAGCCAAACGUUUUCUAAAUGGUAUAUGCUGAUGAAAAUUUAAAUAUUCCUAUCACACUUUGCAAUAAUAUUACCAUACUGUUUUUCAGUUCACUACAAAAAAACAGGAGCACCAGUUCCAUUUUUUUUAAACGUUAAAAAUCAAAUUUUGUCACGUAUACCGAUCACAGAAUAUACAUUAAUUAAGCAGCUGAGCAUAUUAAGCUGAGUAAAUCCGGAGCGGUCCAGCUGUUUCACAUUGAUAUGAAGAGAUUUCAAUUAAAAUAUUCCAAUUAAAAUUGGUCAAGUUUUCAAAAGAUGUUAGGAAAAUCACUGGGCCUCAUUUGUCAUUUUUUUUGUGUAAACUUGUUUGUAAAUAUUUUUGUAGGCCAAACCGAACAAAAUGAACAUUAAAAAGCCGAAUAAAAAGGGUGAAAGUAUGCAUCUUAAAUAUGGCGGUGCACUGACUGCCGUAGACACACACUAACCCCUCCUUAUAUAUAUAUAUAUAUAUAUAUAUAUAUGGUGGCAUUACUUUUGCCCUAAUUGCGUACAUUUUUGUUGGGUGCAAAAAAUUUUCGAACAUUGUAUGAUCCUGCAAAUGAUUUACAAAUUAAUUUGCUUGUUUUCAGUUUUAUAAGUGAGGGAGUUAUCGUUGAUUUAUUGGUGCGAUUUUUU